UUCCUGCUCUCCAGUGCCAUUCCAUCCCUGCUAAUUCUCACAAUCAACUGUGACAUGAUGCUCAAUGGUUUUCCUUCAUCUUGUGCAGCUUUGAGGCUGAACUCCUCCCGGCUAUUUCUUGCUUUGCUCUCUACUGCCACUGUAACGCUCGAGAGGAGGGGGGUGAACAGGGUAAUGAAUGUGUGCACAGACAAGUGCGUUCAACUCCUCUAGAAUUCCUCCAGCAGAGAUGUGCGUUUAUCCGGCGCCUAACCGGCGAGAUUUCUCAAAUGUUGCUCUCUACAUUCUUUAGUUUCUUUCUUCGGAAUUGUCAUUUUGACCCACCCUCCAUCUAAAACACGUGCAACUUUGGGAGAGUUUGGCAACCAGGUAGUGGACAGCUAUACAGCAGCAUGCCGUUUCUAGCAAACAGUAUUCCCUGGAUCUUCGCCGAGUCAAUCCAUGGCCACUUCGUUUGUGGAUGUAUAUUCAGCUGGUUUGAUUGACGCCUAAGUGGAGGGAAUACGCAGACGGGCGAGGGAGAAUGGCUUCGAAAGAGCGACUGUACGAGCUGUGGAUGUUAUAUUACACUAAGAAAGAUGUCACUUACCUGCAGCAGUGGUUGGAGGCAUUCGUGGCGUCUUUUGAGAAGGUCAUUGAUGUGCAGUCGACGGAGCCUCGUCGGCUGGAGGAAUGGAGCACUGAUGUCCCCCUCCUCCCCAAGGAGGUGUUGGUGUUCCUCAGCACCCAGCUGUGGCACAGUGCCCUCCACAUGUCAGGGCAGGAUCAGAGCAGCACUGCUCCACACCCACUGCUCCUCAUCAAGUUCUUCAUCAUCAUCUGCAGGAAUAUGGAGAAUAUAGACUCUGAAAAGACCCCGGGGUUUGUGUUUGAGACAGUCAAGCUCCUAAACUUCUGUUUGACUCAGCUGAAGAAGCAGCCAGAUGAUCAGAGCACUUUACAGUCGGUGGUACAACAUGGCUUGCUGCUGUGUGAAAAUCUCUUUGACCCUUAUCAAACGUGGAGGAGACGGCAGGCAGGGGAGGAGGUCAGUAUGCUGGAGAGAAGCAAGUAUAAAUUCUCACCUCUUGUUCUACCAGAGGAGCUUCCUUUGCUCUUCCACGACUACCUACAAGAGAGCGAACUAAUCCCAGAGCCGCUCGUGGUGAGACUGGUGCAUCUACAGGGAGCUAUAAUCAGUGGAUGCAAGAGGAACGGCCUUGUCUCCAUCACCCCCCAGGCUGUGAAGGACCUCAUGUCCGUGCUGCGUUCCUGGUGCCUCACUCCUGCUUCACCCCCACAAGAGCCCAAGGAUCCUUGGCUGCUCAAAAUGUCCCUGCGGUGCCUGACUGCAAUGAUCCACCUUCUGCACUCCAGCAGCCCAGCCGAGAGGCAGGUGGAGAUCCGGACAGUACUGGAUAGUUACUUCCAGCUGCUCAACUGGAACCGGCCACCAGACAGCCAGCAGGAAGAUAUGCAGACCUGGGAGGAUAACCUCAUUACCCUUCUCGAGCAUAUGCUGAAUGCUAUCCCAGAGAUCCUGCAGUAUUCAGACCGGCCGGUGUUGCAGGCUAUCUUUCUGAAUAACAACUGUUUCGAGCACAUCCUCCGCCUCAUCCAGAACAGCAAGCUAUAUCAGAGUAACAGGUUUAAGGUGGAGUGUGAGGGCCAAUGUGAUCUCACUACACGUUUGCUCACAGAGGCUGAAGUGGAGCAGGUCUGGGAAAAGGGCUCUGACUGCAUCACAGUACACGCCAUUCGAGUUCUCACUGCCAUAAUGAGCAACUCGCCCUCUGCCAAGGAGGUCUUCAAGGAGCGGAUUGGCUACUCACAGUUGUUUGAUGUGUUGAAAAGUCAAGGACAGCCCACCAAAAGACUCCUGCAGGAGCUGAUGAACAUGGCUGUUGAAGGAGAGCAUUCCCAGGCCAUGCAGUUGGGCAUCAGUAACGAACAGCCUUUGCUCCUGCUGCUGCAGUGGUUGCCUGAUCUGGGCUCUCGCUCUCUACAGCUGUUGGUGUCCCAGUGGCUGGCGGCCGUGUGUCGAGGAACUCUGUCCUGCCGCACCGUAGCCGUUGAGGCGGGCUUAGUAGGCGCUUUGCUGGAGGUGCUGUCCGAAGCCCCGGAGCGGCUCGACCGGCAAUGUGCAGAUGCCCUCUUGGGCUUGCUUCAAGACUUGGGAUCUCUUUCUCUACGGCCCUGUGAACUGAAGAGUCUGCUGAAGCUCUUGCGGGCCGAGCCUGGUGCACCCCCUCACCCGUACUGCGGGCGCGUGGUAAGGGUGCUUUCUGCAAUGGCCGCUCGUGGAGAGGGUGGAUGCAGCGCCUUGCAGUAUUUUGACCUUACGCCCCCUAUGGCAGGUAUUAUGGUGCCAGCUAUACAACGCUGGCCAGGAAACGCGUUUGCUUUCCACGCUUGGCUGUGCCUCAACACAGACUUUCCUCCUCCCCAGCACCACUACUCAGAAUCUCACCUGGAUAAUAUGGUUCGAAUGGCUAAGGGACCACGUAGGAAACAGCUUUACAGUUUCUUCACAGCAAGCGGAACUGGCUUUGAAGCUUUUUUCACCACAGAAGAAGUUCUGGUGGUGGCAGUAUGUACUAAAAAGGAAUACAUGGCCGUUUCCCUGCCAGAACACCCAUUCAGUGAUUGCGCCUGGCACUCAGUAGCCAUUGUUCACGUUCCUGGCCGUCGGCCCUUUGGACAGAAUGUGGUCACUGUUUAUGUGGAUGGAGUGCAGUGUAAAACAGCACCCCUGCGCUUUCCUUCUCUGAAUGAGCCUUUCACUUCCUGUUGCAUUGGAUCAGCUGGUCACCGGACCACUACCACCAUGACUACCUCUCCGACCCUGCCCAACCCGUCCCACUCGCCCUCCGAGAUGGCAUUUGCAGCACAUGCUGGGCCACCCACCCUUGCACGUUCCCAGUCCUUCCCUGCAUCCUUUGCAGCAGCCGCAGGGGGGCGACCAGGUGUGAGUCGGGACAGUCCGGUUCACACCAUCCCGGCAGGGCUACAGGACACUGCGUGGGGCUCUCCUUCAUCACUGGGUGGCCUUUUAGCCACGGUGUUCAUCUGCCAUGAAGCUCUGCAGCCUGCUCAGGCACGAGCCCUGUUCACUGCAGGUCCCAAUAAUGUUUCUCUAUUCAAAGCUGAUGGUGAACCUUCAGAAGUCAACAGUAAACUAGUGUUAUAUUACACCCCACAGGCCUUUAAGAUCCAGAUCUGCUUGGAUUUGUCCCCCAACCAUCUUUAUGAUGGCAGGCUGACUGGUCACAGAGUGGUGAACUGGGACGUCAAGGAUGUUCUGAGCUCAGUUGGUGGCAUGGGAGCUCUCCUGCCCCUGCUGGAGCAGGUGUGUUUACUGGAUCAGGGCGAGACUGUAGGUCAGGAGACUUCAGAUCUUCUCGGGCCAGAGCUCACAUCCUCUAGGGGCCCUGCCGGCAUGCUGCUGCCACUGGGGAAGUCAUCUGAGGGCCGUUUAGAGAAGAACAGUGUAGCAGCGUUUUUGCUGAUGAUUAAGAACAUGCUGCGCAACCAUCCGGCCAAUCAGGAGAGUCUGCUUCAGUGCCACGGGCCGCCCAUCAUCGGAGCCAUGCUCUGCAAGGUUCCCAGCAGUAUGAUGGACAUGAGUGUAUUGAUGGCCUGUCAGUUCCUGCUCAAGCAGGUGUCCAACGAGGGCAACAAUGCCCUUCUAUCACAGCUGUACCAGUACCUGCUCUUUGACUUCAGAAUCUGGAGCCACAGCCACUUUGCAGUCUGCCUGGGUCAUGUGCAGUACCUUGCCACCGUCAUCAAUGAAGGCAAGCUGAAGACUCGUAAGAGGUAUGGUGUUCAGUACAUCCUGGACUCGAUUCGGACACACUACAGUGUGGAGAAGGAUGGCAGUCCUCUGUCUGAUGAGAGGCAGACGGUGCAGAUCUCUCUUUUCGCUCUGCUGAAGGACCUUCUGAAAUCUCCCACUGCUGAGGAGCUGCACAGUGUACUAGCCUACGCUGCUAUAGUGCAGGACGAGCAACAGGUGAUCAGUAUUCUGGAUGUGUUACACACUGUAUUGAGGAGUUCUCCAUCUCCACGUGAGCAGGCUGUGACGGUUCUUCUGGAGCGAGGGGUGGAGCAGCUCUACUGUCUGCUGCUUAAAACCAACUAUGGAGAUGAGGCUCGUGAGAGAGUUUUCAGGGUCUUGUAUAAAGUCCUGAAGAGUGAACGUAUACCUGAGCGCAGUAAAAUGCGCAUCAAGCUCAAGGACUCUGGCUACCUUGGGCUGGUCUGCUCCUUUGGUGACGUCCCCAUCACAAUGGCGACUGUACGCUGUCUGUAUGAGCAGGUUCUCGCCACAGAUCCCACUCCUAAUUUUAGAGAUCUGUUGGCAGUGGCAUACCUGUCCCAUCGUGCUGACCUCAGCGUCCGACUAGAUAUCUGUCGUAAGCUAUUCCACUUGAUCUACUCCAAUGAAGAGUAUGUGAAGCAGCUCGCUCGUCAGUCAGGCUGGCAGGAUGUUCUCACCAAACUCUACAUCAAAGAAUCGUACGAGUCUCACGUUCUCAGCCAAUCCAAUUCUUUGUCCAGCCCCACCAACUCGCUGGACCCCGUUCUUUCCAGACCCGUCUUCCGUCGUGAGGACAGCGUAAUGGAAGACACUCGGCAGAACGUCUACAUUUCCCUCACUGCCCGCCACGAAGAGGAGUAUGAGGAGGAAGAAGCUCAGGAUGCGUCUGAGGGCUACUCUGACCUCUCCCAGUCUCCCCCGUCAACCGGACAACUCAAGAGCGAUUCCUUGCACUUCAAGCCAUUUGACUCCGGAGAACAAAGCAGUCAUUCGUCCACCCUGUCCAACACCUUGGACAUUCCAUCGUCGUCCCGUUUGCUGGAAGAAGAGGAAAGCGUGUACCAGCCGCUCUCACCCUUCAGCUCACCCUUUGAGCUGGAACUAAGCCUUCAAAAAGGACCCCAGACACCUGUGGGUAGCCAGCCAGAGACCCCCUCUCCUCUGGAGCACAGUAAGAGCUUCCCAGGCAUGAGGCCACGCAAGAGCUCCAGUCUGUCCAACGUUCUGGACAACACAAGCUACAGCACCGAACCUCCUACAGACACCAUCUCCAACACAUCCAACCCACAGGCUCCCGAGGAGGAGUUGUGUAAUUUGCUGACGAACAUCGUAUUCUCUGUGCUGUGGAGCGGCACUGAGGGGUCUGAGGAUGUGAUAUGGAGAGAAAGGGGUCAGGUGUUCUCUGUCCUCACCAAGCUUGGCUCAUCCUGUCAGCUGGUGAGGCCACCUGAUGACAUCAAACGCAGUCUGUUGGAGAUGAUGCUGGAGUCGUCUCUGUCAGAUUUGAGGGACUCUCAGGGCGUGUCUCUACCCCAUGUGCCUUCUUUGCUCCGCCUCCUCAGACUGCUCCAGGACUUCCUGUUCGCCGAGGGCACUGACAAUCAAACACUAUGGAGUGAGAAGAUUUUUGAGGGGGUGGUGAAUCUGUUGGACAGGCUGCAGGCAUGGCACACGACCCCUGGGUCAGCGGGGGCCGCUGAGCUCAAAGAGAUGUCUCUGAUCGGCCUGCGUAUCAUCACUGGAUACAUUCAGCAGCAGCAGAACCCACAGGUGUGUGAGAUGGCGUGUUUAAAGCUUCAUAGCCUGCUGCAAACUGUGUUAUGUCUGUCCUGGGAGGAGGUGUGUUUUCUUCUGGGUCGUCUCGGUGCACCACUUUGGCCUGCAAACUGUGGCUCAGACCCGGGCGCCGAGGCUUUGCUGAGCCCUCUGGUGCCCAUCGUCAGAGCGCUUCUGGACCAGCAUGCGGAUCGAACCACCCUUCAGAAGAUGCUCCCCAACCUGCCCGCCACCAACGGCAGCCCCUCCUUCGCCCAGGAUCUCCAGAACUACUGCAGCACCGCUGAGUGGCAGCAGUUCCACCUGAACCAUGUGGAGCCCACAAUGCAGCAGUAUGAGCUAGACACUUUUGGGAAGAGUCAUGACCUGAUGUCCAAUUUUUGGAAUUCCUGCUUUGAUGACCUCAUGAGCACUGCACAGAGGAGAGACAAGGACCGCUCCGACUGCAAAGCCAAGUUUCAGGAGCUCAUCAUUGACACGUACCUGAAACGAAUGCGCACAGAGAACAGCCGCUACCACGGUGUGCAGAAGAUGAUUAAUAGCCAGCAGGGUGUGGUGUGGAGGCACUGGAAAUCACUGCGCAGGUUACUGAGCAGUGAGAGAAGAGCGUGGGCACUCAGGGUUCAGCCAGAGGUGAACUGGAAACUGUCGAGCGCAGAGACGUACUCUAAGAUGCGUCUGAAGCUGGUGCCAAAUUACAGCUUUGAUUCCCACAGUGAUGCCAGCGCACUGAGAGAUAACAUGGGAGCCGACAGCCCUCGCAGCUCAACCGAGCCCAUCCCUCUUGCUGUUGCAAAGGAAGCCAAAGUUAGUGACAUGGAGGAUGACAAACUAGAGGAUUUUGAAGAUUUUGUCUUCAUUGAUGAACUUUUGACUGGCAUUGGGUUUGAUUUCAAGAGGCCAUUGUCACAGCUAAGGGAAGUCCACCUGAGGCGCUACAACCUGCGGAGAUCGGCAUUAGAGCUGUUCUUCAUCGACCAGGCACACUACUUCAUCAACUUCAGGAAGGGGGUCCGGAACAAAGUCUACUCCAGGAUCCUAGGUCUCAGACCACCCAAUCUCUUCUACUUUGGUUCUCGCUCUCCUCAGGAGCUCCUGAAAGCCUCCAACCUGACUCACAGAUGGAUUUGCAGAGAGAUCUCCAAUUUUGAAUAUCUGAUGCAGCUCAACACCAUUGCUGGUCGCACAUACAAUGAUUUAUCCCAGUAUCCAGUGUUCCCCUGGGUGCUGUGUGACUACACAUCUGCUGAAUUGGAUCUGGAGGACCCAGCUGUUUUCAGAGAUUUGUCCAAACCCGUUGGUGUCGUCAACCCUCGACAUGCACAGAACGUCAGGGAAAAGUAUGAGAGUUUUGAGGAUUCAACAGGCACUAUCGAUAAGUUCCACUAUGGCACACACUACUCUAAUGCUGCCGGCGUCAUGCACUACAUGAUCCGCACAGAGCCCUUCACCUCAUUACAUAUACAGCUCCAGAGCGGCAAGUUUGAUUGUGCCGAUAGGCAGUUUCAUUCAGUAGCAGCAGCAUGGCAGGCACGAAUGGAGAGUCCAGUUGAUGUGAAGGAGCUCAUCCCAGAGUUCUUCUACUUCCCAGAUUUCCUGCAGAACAUGAACAGUUUUGAUCUGGGCUGCUUGCAAAUCAGUCAGGAGAAGGUCAAUGAUGUGUUGAUUCCCCCCUGGGCGUCUUCGCCUGAAGACUUCAUCAGGAAACACCGCAAAGCUUUGGAGAGUGAGCAUGUGUCUGCUCACCUGCACGAGUGGAUCGAUCUCAUAUUCGGGUAUAAGCAGCGAGGACCUGAAGCGGUGGAAGCUCUCAAUGUCUUCUACUACUGCACUUAUGAGGGUGCAGUGGAUCUGGACGCCAUAGCUAAUGAGACCGAGCGCAAGGCCCUUGAAGGCAUCAUCAGCAACUUUGGCCAGACGCCCUGUCAGCUUCUCAAGGAGCCCCAUCCUCCCCGUAUGUCAGCAGAGAACGCAUUCAGGCGGCAGGCCCGUCUGGACAUUCUGCCUCCCAACCUUUUUGAUCAGCUCACUAAACUCCGAUCUUUUAAAGAGGUGGUGAGUGAUGGUCUGCCUUUAGUCCAAGCCGUGGUGCCCAGAAAUCAAACCCGCUCCUUUAUCAUCCCUGGUUCUGACAUACUGGUGACAGUGAGUGUUAAUGGAAUGAUAGGGACUCAUAGCUGGCUGCCCUACGACAAGAACAUAGCUAAUUAUUUCACCUUCACCAGAGACCCCACUGUGAGCAACCCAAAGACCCAGCGGUUCCUCAGUGGGCCGUUCUCCCCAGGGGUGGAAAUCGGGUCCCAGGUGCUGGUGGUGUCCACUGACGGGCGUCUGCUGUUCAGUGGGGGGCACUGGGACUGCAGCAUUAGGGUCACUAUGUUAGGCAAGGCCAAGCUGGUGGGCAGGAUCUGCCGUCACAUAGAUGUGGUCACAUGCCUGGCUUUGGAUCUCUGUGGUAUCUACCUCAUCUCUGGCUCACGAGACACCACCUGCAUGGUGUGGCAGGUCCUACAGCAGGGUGGUUUCUCUAGCGGUCUGUCUCCACGGCCCGUGCAGGUGCUCUGUGGACAUGAUCAAGAGGUCGCAUGUGUCGCCAUCAGCACUGAGUUGGAUAUGGCGAUCUCAGGGUCAAAGGAUGGCACAGUAAUCAUGCACAGUGUGCGUCGUGGACAGUACCUGCGGACCCUGAGACCACCGUGUGAGAGCUGCUUUGCUGCCCCUGUGGCACACCUGGAGGUCGGCAUGGAAGGGCACAUAGUGGCACAGACUGUUAUGGAGGGCCGCACUGCUGGAAAGGAGAAGUAUGCACUGCAUGUGUACUCUGUGAAUGGCACUCUCUUAGCAUCUGAGACCUUGGACGAGAAGAUUUCAGCUUUGCAUCUGGUGCCUGACUACCUCAUCGUAGGCACACAACAGGGGAACCUUCACAUUCGAGACUUGUACAGUUUGAAUCUGGCUGUUGCGCCCUUGGCCCUGAAGGUCCCUGUGCGCUGUGUGUCUGUCACGAAAGAGAGCAGUCAUAUUCUGGUGGGCCUGGAGGAUGGCAAACUCAUUGUGGUGGGAGCAGGAAAACCGGAAGAGGUGCGGUCUGGGCAGUUUUCCCGCCGACUGUGGGGCUCCACACGCAGAAUCUCCCAGGUGUCCGCAGGAGAGACCGAAUACAACCCUGUCGAGCCUCCUGCUAAAUGAGCUCCUGCACGUGCCUUCAGCGAACACUGUGCAUCCACAAGAGACGAGAGCGUCGGCGCUCCUGCACCACUCGUCCGCUUUCCUGCCCUUCUAAAACAGAGAGCUUGGGAACAAGAGUUAAGGGAACACAAGUGGUGAACAUCCAAACGUGCACUUUUAUACAAAAAGGGAAAAGAACAUUCUUCUCGAAAAUGCAAUGGUUUAUACUGCUUUUAACAGACAAACAUUCCAAAGAUUUUUGAUCAGGCGAAUCAGGCAGUCGCCUGCAAACUUUUUAAGCGUUGACGGCUAAGACUGAACUUUUUAAAAGCAGUAUGUUCUGUCCUGUGAAUCACAGACUGUCUUCUCACUGGCUGGAGCUCAGUGUGAUGGACUUAGUCUCUGUCACUGAGUGACAAACCGUCAUCACCUGAGCCGUUUUAUAGUAUAGUAGAUCUUCUUAUGCUGAUUUUUGCUUUUGUACACUGGUACUCUGUCUGACACUUGAAAAGCUUCUUAUAUUAAACAAUAUGACGCCAGAUUUUUCCAUGGGAUGGGCACCAACAGAGACAUUUUAGCUCUGUGCAUGUACAAUAUGUGGGUGUGGGUGUUUGUAUUGCUUUGCACGGUUACUUGCAGACGCUUUGUAUAACGCAAUAAUUAAUGUGACGCCUAAAUUAGAACAAGAUCCUUUCACUCUUGUUUAAUGGUGUGAAGCGCUUUGAGCCCUACUAAGUCUUGUGACUUGAUUCAGUACCUCUGGUGCCUUAAAACAGGUAAACAAUAGAAAUGUCCAUAAUUAUGAUUGAUUAUGACAUGAAAUAUAUUAAAGGGGUAGUUCACCUGAAAAUGAAAGUUUUGUCAUCAUUGACUCACCCUUAUGGUCCAACCCUGUAUGACUGACCUUCUCCUGAAAAAAGAAAAUUAUAAUGUAUAUAUUAAAUUUUAUAAUUUUAUAUUUUAGUU
Molecule: messenger RNA, 9712 nt
Organism: Sinocyclocheilus anshuiensis
Lineage: Eukaryota; Metazoa; Chordata; Actinopteri; Cypriniformes; Cyprinidae
Product: neurobeachin-like protein 2
Exons: 55
Coding region: 524-8767 (2747 amino acids)
Biological process (GO): intracellular protein localization
Cellular component (GO): membrane; cytosol
Molecular function (GO): protein kinase binding
Source: RefSeq, a predicted model, not a curated record